Messenger RNA from Camellia sinensis, 600 nucleotides. RefSeq names its product heavy metal-associated isoprenylated plant protein 2. The record is from RefSeq and is a predicted model, not a curated record. NCBI's taxonomy places the organism in Eukaryota, Viridiplantae, Streptophyta, Magnoliopsida, Ericales, Theaceae. Gene Ontology annotation, molecular function: metal ion binding.
GGUAGAGGAGGGUGGACAACCCAAAGAUCAGUUAUGGCCUCUCUUUCUCUCUACCUUGGAUGGUUCCUUAAAUAACAUAAUACUAAUGAUUUUUGUGAUUCAGAGAGAGAAGGAAAGUGUUCCAUAUGGUACAAAGAACUGUGUUGAAGGUUGAUAUUUCAUGCCAAAAAUGCAAGAAGAAACUCCUCAGAGCUGUCUCUGGACUACAAGGAGUAGAUAAAAUUGAAGCCGAUGAAGCCAAGGGGACCUUGACUGUAACAGGAGAUGCAGACCCAUAUGAGAUCAUUUUACGGACUCGUAAAACUGGCAAAUUCUCCGAAGUUGUCACUAUUGGGCCUCCACCACCUCCCCCAAAGGAUGGCCCAAAGAAGCCCGAUGACAAGAAACCCGCUGAAAAGAAGCCUGAUCAAAAGGCUCAAGCCCAAUUCCAAGUCCAGGCCCAAGCCCACAUUCACACUCCCCAUUCCUGCCCGGUUUGCGAUCGCAUGGCUUUCGUUCAAGUAGCCCGUUGGGAUGAGCCCAACCCAUCAUGCUCCAUCAUGUAGCAAGAAGCAACCACCAUCAAAAUUUUGGUCUCCAAAUUGUACUUUGAAAAAAAAA